AUAUUUCAUGCAUAAUAAAUAUGAUAAAAUCUUAGUUUAGUAUUAGUUGAGUUAAAUGUGCACAAACAUUUUAUUUUUGGAUCUUUUAAAAACGAAUAAACAGUACAAUGGCUCCCAGGCACAUGCACUUGGCGUGCUUUCUGUUGCUAUUUGAAAGAUCUGCUUGUUAUGAAAACCUAUGCAGAAAACAAGGCAUAAAGGUAACUCAAAGCUCAGAAAGACCAGGCUUUUCUGCAACAAGAGCUGUGGACGGUUCUUACAGCCAAACUUAUUAUUCUUGUGCACAUACUGCGCUUUACCAAAAACAAGCUUGGUUCCAGGUGGAUCUAGGAAAGCACUACAAUCUGAAUUCUGUAAAAAUAUUUUACAGGAAUGAUUAUAACUGGAGACCUAACCGUUUUCGACAAUUCCACUUGGACGUAUCAAAUACUAGUAAAUCUGUAGGUUGUUCAACACCACAGAGUUUUCGAUGCUACAAGGACAAUAGUACACCACCAGCCACGCCCCCUGCUGUGAUUGACAUUCCUUGUAAACAGACAGCUCAAUACGUCAUCAUAGAAACCACAUACACUGCUCCUGAAAAUCCGAAGGAAGGAGCAGGACCUAUGCUAGAAAUCUGUGAAAUUGAUGUUUAUGGAUGCAGUACUGAAUGUUUAGGGAAAAUGUGCCAUUCCAAUGGCCAAUGCGACGCAUGUGAAGAAGGUCGCUGGGGGCGAUCGUGUCAAAACAACUGUCAGUCUCUAUGUAGUAAUAGAUCUUGUGACGCAAUAAACGGUACUUGUAAUCGUGGAUGUGAGCCUGGAUUUUGGGGAAGUACCUGCACCAACAAAUGUAGUGAUCAUUGUUUGAAUGACACUUGUGAUUAUUACAAUGGCACUUGCAUCAGUGGAUGCAAAAAAUCUUUUACAGGACCUAUGUGCAAAACGAUCAACCAGCCCUCAAAGGGAAGUAAUAACAUCACUGAGGUUUAUUCAGCUAUGUUUGGUGUUAUCACAUUUCUUUUUAUAAGUAUUUUGCUCAACAUAUUUUUUAUUGCGCGAAAUGCAAGAAAAAACACUUGUAGAAAACAAAGCUCGAAGCAGGUGAAUACGCUUCAGGAUUCAACGAAAGACCAAAACACGACCAUAAACUCAACAGGGUGUGACAAAAAGGAAAAUAAUACAGGAUAUCAAGAACUCGGGCCUUUUCAUUAUGACGAACUUCGGUAAAUGGAGGACCAGCAUUAACUGUGGCAGUAAAAACUGGUUUUAAAAUACUGGACAAGCUAAGAAUUUUAAAUUAAAAAGAAUGAAUUUAGUAUUUAGACACUUCUUCGCCUGCUCUGUAGAAAAUGUUAUGGUUCUAAGCAGUUACAUAACAGUGACCUUCAGCAAUUCAGGUCCCUUUUAGUCCCUGUUCACCGAACACAUUUCAGUUUUCUUUCAAUGACCUCUCAGUCGCUUUACAGUGAACUUUCACUCAUUCUUUAAC
Saccostrea cuccullata (small rock oyster) is the source of this 1470-nucleotide messenger RNA. RefSeq lists its product as uncharacterized. The record is from RefSeq and is a predicted model, not a curated record. The coding region runs from base 108 to 1208 and encodes 366 amino acids. NCBI's taxonomy places the organism in Eukaryota, Metazoa, Mollusca, Bivalvia, Ostreida, Ostreidae. The transcript has 6 exons.